AUGCUCGCUUUCCGUACUUUCCUUCACGAACAAGUCAGUGCAUCCUCUCAGUCAAAUAAUGCAAAGGGCAUACCUGUUCAUGUGAGCGGCUUCGCGCGGCGCAUCCAUGGAUGGUCCUGGCAGGCGUUCCCCAUUGUGAUGGGUACAAGCGCUGUCUAUUUGACACUCUCGAACCUGAAGCACCAUCCUGCGUUUGUGUCGAGGAUAGAGACGGUGUUUUUCUUCUUUAACAUCGUUUUAUUUCUUUUGAAUAUCUUCAUGCUUUUGUCGCAAGCUAUUUUGUUUCCUCGUCAUGCAUGGACCCUUCUCCAGGAUCCAAUUCAAGGAAUAUUCGUACCAUUAAUGGUCCUUUCCCUCGCUACCAUAGUUAUCGGUACCGUAGACUACGACAUGACCUACGGCCACGUUGGCUCCGACCUCAUCUACGCUCUAUUUUGGCAAGUCGCGCAUUCGCGUGGAGGUUUAUGCAUGAUAUACCUCGCUUUUUCGAUUAUAACGUGUUUUCCGAUGUUAAAGAUAUGGUUCAGUCGAGAGCAUGAUCUUGCACAUUUCGCCCCUGCGUAUGCAUUUCUGGUGUUCCCCUUGAUGCUCACGGGAAUCGUGGCGGCAAACACCCUGAAAGUAAUUGAUGCGUCUGAUCCGAGAGCGUUGGGUGUUCUUCUGGUAGGCUACAUCGUACACGGUCUCGGGUUUUUUAUGGCUUUCUUCUAUCUUGCUAUAUAUGUUCUUCGUUUGAUGGCGAACGGGUUCAUGCACGGUGGUCAGGCUAACGGUGCCUUCGUCGCAUGUGGUCCGCCUGGGUUUUCUGCACUUACAUUAAUCACCCUCGGGGAUCAUGCAAGGACAAUCAUAUCCGCUCGAGGAUACGUCGCUGACAUCGCAGGCGAUGUCUGGUAUUCAGCAAGCGUGCUAGCGAGCCUGCUGCUUUACGGGCUCGCACUAUUUUUCUUCAUUUUUGGUAUCAUUCCAUAUCGGUUCUCCUUACGGAGGCAUAUGAACGAAAUUCUUGGAUGCUGGGCUCUGACAUUCCCAAAUGUGGGAUGGAUAACCGCCACACGCUCCCUCGGGGACAUUUUCGAAAUCCAGGGGUUCUGGACGUUUCAUCUGGUCAUGACGAUCCUCAUGUGCAUCACCUGGCUGUUCUUGUUCAUCUUCACGGUUAUCGCGUUCUGCAAGGGGAGGAUAUUCAAGUCGCGGAAAGAGGAUGUUAUUAGGGACAUUCACGCUGAGGAAUCUGAAGGGACGCCUGCAGGAAAGACGGAAGACAGCCCCAUGAUACCUCCUUCUAUACAUCAUUCUGAGGGUUCCAGUCGGACAGCUACUGUUUGA
Molecule: messenger RNA, 1329 nt
Organism: Desarmillaria tabescens
Lineage: Eukaryota; Fungi; Basidiomycota; Agaricomycetes; Agaricales; Physalacriaceae
Product: voltage-dependent anion channel-domain-containing protein
Exons: 13
Coding region: 1-1329 (442 amino acids)
Biological process (GO): malate transmembrane transport
Cellular component (GO): membrane
Molecular function (GO): malate transmembrane transporter activity
Source: RefSeq, a predicted model, not a curated record